Molecule: messenger RNA, 1850 nt
Organism: Tribolium madens (black flour beetle)
Lineage: Eukaryota; Metazoa; Arthropoda; Insecta; Coleoptera; Tenebrionidae
Product: cytochrome P450 6A1-like
Exons: 4
Coding region: 145-1707 (520 amino acids)
Molecular function (GO): heme binding; oxidoreductase activity, acting on paired donors, with incorporation or reduction of molecular oxygen; monooxygenase activity
Source: RefSeq, a predicted model, not a curated record
CAAACGAUGACAGCAAAAUUUGUUGCCUUAUCAAUUUAUCAGGAAUUUCAUAACGUCACACAAUUUGAGUUAUAUAAAAGCGUUUUAGUUGAUAUUGUUUAGUUAGUUGUUUUAUCAGAUACAUGUGAGUUUUCACAACACUAGAUGGCUUUAAUAACAGAUAACCUUACAUUCGAUCUAGUUGCAGUCCUGGCAACAAUUCUAGUUGGCAUAAUUGCCUACUUAAAAUGGCAAUUAUCGUACUGGGAUCGACUAGGUAUACCAAGUUUAAAUCCUGUUUUAUUUUUCGGCGAUAUCAAAGACUUUAUUCUUGCAAAAUGUACCCUGGGUGAGAAAUUUAAGGAAUUUUAUGGCAAAUUUAAAUCAAAAGGCUACAAACAUGGGGGAGUUUUCUUUGGCCCGAAACCCUUCUAUAUGCCAAUAGAUCCAGAACUUGUUAAACAUAUUAUGCAAAAAGAUUUCCAACAUUUUGUAAACCACGGAAAUUACAUGAAUGAAAAAGAUGAUCCUCUUAGUGGACACCUUUUCAACUUAGAAGAUACAAAGUGGAGAAACAUGCGAAUUAAACUAACGCCGACUUUUACUUCCGGAAAAAUGAAGAUGAUGUUCCAAACUUUGGCGGAUUGUACUCAAGGUCUUAAAGAAAUUAUGGACAAUUCAGCCUUAAAUCAUGCUCCGGCUGACAUCAAAGACAUUCUUGGUCGUUUUACUACUGAUAUCAUCGGAUCAGUUGCUUUUGGUAUUGAAUGUAACAGUCUUAAAGACCCUAACGCUGAGUUUAGAAAAUAUGGCCGAAAAGUCUUCGAAGUUGGAUUUAUUGACAGAAUUAAAACAAUCUGCAUAAUUUCACUACCUCAUCCAGUACUUCGAUUCUUCAAAAUUAAAUUUACUAAAUCUGAUGUCGAAAAAUUCUUCAUGAAUGCUAUUCGAGACACCGUCAACUAUCGAGAGAAAAAUAACAUAUAUCGUAGAGAUUUCAUGCAUCUAUUGCUUCAAUUAAAAAAUCGCGGUUUCAUCACCGAUGAUGAAAAUGUAAUAGAUGAUAAGGGAAACGUAAAAGAAAAUGCUUUGACUCUAAACGAACUCUCAGCACAAGCUUUCGUUUUCUUCUUGGCUGGCUUUGAAACAUCAUCGACGACAAUGACUUGGGCCUUAUACGAAUUGGCAACCAAUCAGGACGUACAAGAAAAGUUAAGAAAAGACAUAAAUAAUGUUUUGAGCAAACACGACAAUAAACUGACUUAUGACGCAAUGAUGGAAAUGACCUACAUGGAAAAAGUUAUUCACGAAACUUUGCGCAAAUAUCCUCCGCUACCAAUUUUGACGAGAAGAUGCAACAAGGAUUAUACAAUUCCCAAUACUUCUAUUACACUAAAGCAAGGUACUGCGGUCGGUAUUCCAGUUUUGGCACUACACACCGAUCCCGAUUACUAUUCGAACCCGGAAAAAUUUGAUCCUGAACAUUUCAGUGAAGAAAAUGUCAAGGCUAGGCCCAAUUUCACUUGGCUUCCUUUUGGUGACGGACCUAGAGUUUGUAUUGGUUUGAGAUUCGGAAUGCUACAAAGCAAAGUCGGUUUGACCGUACUUUUGAAGAAUUAUAAAAUCAAACUCAGUAACAAAACAGAACUUCCCAUCAAAUUAGAUCCAAAAUCUUUUAUUACCACGGCUAAAGGUGGAAUUUGGUUGGAUGUAGAAAAGUUGGACUAGAAAAAUAUUAAUGUUUUUGCAUAUAACAUAAACACUUGAAUUUUUUUCUUAUUAAACUGCAAAGGAUUGACAUUAAUCAUUACAUUUAUAAAAUGCUAUGUGUACACCUAAUAUGUGAUUAUAAUAAAAAAAUUUAAAGAUAA